GAAAGUCCUUAGCAUGAUUUUAGGAUCUCGGCAAAACACGGCAACACCAUUUAAAACACCCAAACACCAUUUAUCCUCCGCCCCCCAUUCUGGAAUGCCCAAUGUCGCCGGUUCACCGCCGCCACCACUCGCCGAUUCAAGGGCCUUCACCGCCCCGAAGGCCCGAUGUAUCCUCCCUACGGUCGUUGGUUCACCACUAACCCCCGCCACCACCACGGGGAAACUCGAGACGCGUUUGUUAUUGCCGGGGAAAUGUGUGCCACGAGAUUUGUUCCUUCUUUACGAUGUUCUCGAAGUUGUUGAAGAAGACAUUGAAAUUUGGGUAUUUUCAACAGAUCGAUGAACUUGUAUUCAAGUCCAUGUUGAGAUUUAAUUGUUGAGUACUGCUAUGAGUACCGAUCGGCGCCGUAGAAAAAUCGUACCGACGGCCGGCCGGGCCGUCUUCGGCCACCGAACGCUGAUUCGAGCUGUCCAAAAAUUCUAUAAAAAAAAAAAACCGAGGGGGCCCUUACGGGAAUCAACGGCAUCCAAUGUGUAUAGGGUGCUUGAUCUAAACAUCAUAUUUUUCGUAUAUAUAAGCUUGGAUCGGCCGUUCGGUGGCCGGAGACGGCUCGGCGCGGCCGUUAAUACGAUUUCCCUACGUUUUGGUCGGUCGGUACGUAUAUCAUUUUC
Rhododendron vialii is the source of this 672-nucleotide messenger RNA. RefSeq lists its product as uncharacterized. The coding region runs from base 14 to 343 and encodes 109 amino acids. The transcript has 2 exons. Lineage: Eukaryota; Viridiplantae; Streptophyta; Magnoliopsida; Ericales; Ericaceae. The record is from RefSeq and is a predicted model, not a curated record.